Striga hermonthica is the source of this 597-nucleotide messenger RNA. The record is from the annotation of a GenBank genome assembly. NCBI's taxonomy places the organism in Eukaryota, Viridiplantae, Streptophyta, Magnoliopsida, Lamiales, Orobanchaceae.
AUGAAGAUGGUCAAAAUUCGUAAGAAGGGUGGAAUAUUUGGCUACCAGAGGAGGACAAGGAAAGAUGAGAGGAGGAGGACAGGGAAAGGUGAGAAGAAGAAGCUGCGGCUUACAAGUACUCCAAUGGAGCAUCUUGUAGUGACCGGGCAGGAUCUUCUUGUGGUAACUCAAUAUGUGGUUGGUAGAUUUGAUUUUGAUGGUUUGUAUGUCGACAGCGCUGACCCGUAUGCCUUUGCCUACGAACGAGGCCUUCCGUGUGUGACUGUUGAUUUUGAUGUUCAUAAAUAUGACCCUGAGGAUGGGGAGUUUAAGUAUGUGGAAGGUUCGUCUUUGGGUGGUGGGGCUCUUUUUGUCGGCUUCUGCAGCGAUGCAGUCGCGUUACCGGCGGCUGAGUUCCCGGAGCUCAAGCCUAAUUCCAUUUACUUCACGGACGCAAUGGAAGAUGCGCUGAUUGACGAUUUCAAAACUGGUGGCCAUGACAUUGGCAUUUUCGAUUACGUGGAGAAGACUGUGUUGCCAUGCUAUUUUCCAUGUGAUGCCAAGAACAUGAGGAAGUCUUUCCCAGCGCCUACGUGGUUCUUCCCAAGUCGUGAAUGA